CCACUACUGAAGAGUAGGAUUUGACAAACGACUUGCAGUGUGUCUCCCUGUCUCUCCGCGGCUUCCGUAACUUCAGUUUGAAUGUUCGACGCGGUUCAUCUGCAGACGUUUGUUGUCACCGAGGAAGGAGGAAAAAGCAGAAUGGCCUCCACUCUAUCAUGCACCGAUGAGGGCGCAUUCAAGACCCCCAAAAACGUUCGAGUGAAGAGCUUUGUGAGCUGCGGAGAAUCUCCCAUCACCAUACCAGCUUCACCCUUCAUGAAGAAGCUCGGCUGUGGGACUGGAGUCAAUGUUUACCUCAUGGACAGAGUGGGGAAGCUGAACGCGUCUCCCUGGGCUGUGAAGAAGAUCAACAGCAAAUGUGCAACCAAGCAGGCGGUGGUUUACCAGAAGCGUCUGAAUGAGGAGGCGAAGGUCCUGAAGGGAAUCAAUCAUCCCAACAUAGUUGGUUUCCGUGCGUUUACCACGGCCAGAGACGGCUCCAAAUGUCUGGCGAUGGAAUACGGUGGCGAGCAGUCGCUCAACGACCUCAUCGAGAAGAGGAGGGAGGACGGACUCAAAGCUUUUCCUGCGGCCAACAUAGAAAAGGUGGCGCUGCAUGUGGCUCGUGGCCUGCAGUAUCUUCACAACGAGAAGAAGCUGCUGCACGGCGACAUGAAGUCCUGCAACGUGGUCAUUAAAGGUGACUUUGAAACGGUCAAGAUCUGUGAUGUGGGCGUUUCUCUGCAGCUGGAUGAGAACAUGAGAGUGUCCAACCCAAACAUGGAAUACAUCGGCACAGAGCCGUGGAAACCUAAAGAGGCUCUGGAGGAAGACGGCGAGAUCAGCGACAAGUCUGACAUCUUCGCCUACGGUCUGACUCUGUGGGAGAUGAUGACACUGGCGAUGCCUCAUCUGGACAUGCUGGAUGGUGACGUGUCCGACGAUUCGAUAGAGGAGAGUUUUGACGAGGAUGCGUACUAUGAGCGGCUGGGGACGCGGCCGGCACUGGACGUGGAGUCUCUGGGUGCCUCGUACCGGAGGAUGGUGGAGCUUUUCUACCUCUGUACAGAGGAAGAGCCCAAGAAGAGGCCUUCAGCCACACAGAUCGUCCAGGCCUUGGAGAAAAUCCCCUGCGAGGUGAUCACGAUCAACUGAUCUACACAGACAACGCUGCUGCAGAUUUGGAUUAUCCACCAGGGUCUAAGUGCAGUUGAUGCUCCACGUAACCUAUAUUUGUUUGUAUGUUGUGUUUUAUCUAUUGUAACUCUGUCAAGUUGAUUACUGUUAUUUCCCCCUUUAUAAAAUCAUGGUUCAAUAUUAAAGCUUUCACUUUUGUCACUAAAUUGAAGGGAACAAAUCUUUUUGUUGUUAUUUACUUAUAACAUAUACUAAUAUCCGCACCCCUUCAACUUUUUGACAUUUGCUGGGACCACAAACAUUAAUAUAUUUAAUUGAAAUUUCAUGUGAAAGACACACACUAAGGAACACACAAUCAUGAAGUGAAAUGAAAUUGAUGCAUGAUUUUGAACCUUUUUUUAUGAAUAAAAAACUGAAAUGU
Solea solea (common sole) is the source of this 1540-nucleotide messenger RNA. RefSeq names its product PDZ binding kinase (gene pbk). Bases 82 to 1137 code for a protein of 351 amino acids. Gene Ontology annotation, biological process: protein phosphorylation. The transcript has 7 exons. The record is from RefSeq and is a predicted model, not a curated record. Gene Ontology annotation, molecular function: ATP binding; protein serine/threonine kinase activity. NCBI's taxonomy places the organism in Eukaryota, Metazoa, Chordata, Actinopteri, Pleuronectiformes, Soleidae.